UCCAGCUGCUUAGUAGAUGGGUGAGAGAGUGGAUCUGGCUGCCACAUAGACAGGGAGGUGAUCAGGGCUCCAUACUGCCAUUUACUGUAUCAUAGCAACCACAUUUUCUGUAUUUCCCCCCUAAAUUCACUAACUUUUGUAAAUUUUAGAAACUUUUUAAAUAACUUUUUAGGACUUUGCCCACCACCUGUGUGAUCUAUCUAGAAUGAUGCUGUAGACUGGCUGGUAAUGCAGAUAUAGGAUAUUUCUAGAGAGAUUUUCAUAAUGUCUAGUGAAGCGAAGCAAAGAAAGAAAGGAAGUUCUCCGUCCACCAAGGAGCUGAAGGAUGGAGCAGGAUCUGGACAGCGUCCUCAGGAGGAGAAGCAGAAGAAGAUCAGGGAUCACUCUCCAGUUCCUGCCAGCGGAUCCUCAUAUGUAGAUUUCCGGACGGUGCUGUGUUCCUUGUGCCUGGCAGUGUGUGUGGCGUUGGCAUGGAUGGUGUUUCAGCAGUCCCAGAACUUCACCACCCUGGAGCAGAAGUACCAGUCUCUGCAGUCUCGCUCAUCAGAGCUACAUGCGCUGGAAGAAAAAGUCAGCCAAAUAUUUGGAAAGAUGGCAGAAACCACACAUACUGUGACAAAGCUAAAGGAUCUUCAGAUCUCUCAGCGUAUGGAGCUUCUGCAAAAAGACAUUGUCAAUAUUGAGGAAUGGAUAAGUCUUAUUUCUGCCAAACGAGAACAGCUGGAAGUCAACCUUACUGCCCUUGAAGAGUCUAUUUCCCAAGUUGAACAGACCACUACAAGUAUCUCUAAAGAAGUUUCUGCCAAGAUUGCCACCGUGAAGACCGAUGUGAGGAGGAUAUCUGGGAUGGAGACUGACAUUAAAUUGUUGACUGACUCUAUCAAUGAGUUGGAGGAAAAAUUAGAGAAAGUUGAGAAGAACACUGCACAAAAAAUUGGAGAUGCUUUAGCCAACAGUAUCGACCGCAUGACUUCAUUGAAGAGCUCGGUGUCUAGAAAUUCGGACAGAAUAGAUCUCAUAAAGAUAAGGCUAAUGGAGCUCAGGGGCAAUUUCACUGACAAUUCCGAUAAACUCUCCAGUCUGGAGAGCGACAGAUUGAAGGUCUUACAGGCCGUAAAUUUUGCCAAUGAACUCAAACCCAAAAUCUUCACAAUCAAGAAGGACUUUGCUCAUUUAGAAGCCAUGAUAAAUGAUCUGUCUGCUAGGAUUGGCCGGUUGGCAUCUGAUAUACUGAACAGAGAAAAAGACAUAAACCUGCUGAGUGAUAAAAUGUACAACAUAACUGUGAUGAAAUCUGAAGUCCUGGAUCUAAGUAAUAAAAUUAGCAAUGUGUAGGAGUUUGAACCAUCUCCAUCGAGAAGGGGGCAAUGUAUAUUGUACACAACACAUUGCAAUCAAAGUGUUUUUUUUAAAUACGUUUAUUACUUUGUAUGCAUUUUAUUUUCAGUAACAGUCAUGUUUUCAACUCCUACUCAAGAACUCAUAGCAACUACGUUCAGCCUGGCAAAAUUUGUUGAUCAUUUCAAAGUGGCUUUUACAAUGAAUAUACUUCUUGGUAAUGUAGAAAGCCACAUUUUUGGAUCUUAUGCACAUGGCAAAGCUGGCACACAAUAUCUGCUAUUCCCUAUUGUGCCAAGUGCACUCUAUGUGCUGUCUGUACAUGCCACAGUAUUCUCUUCAGUAAGGGUGCCUUCACACAUGGCAGAUUUUGUGGCAGAAAAUUCCACAACUGAAAAUUAUUUCCAUUCAUUUCAAUGGGGCAGUAAGCAUAUGGAUUUCUGCAAGCCCCAUUAAGGUGGAUGGAACUGAUUUUCAGUCGUGGAAUUUUCUGCCACCAAAUCUGCUGCGUGUGAAAGCACCCUAAUACUGGAGAUCUGUAAUAAGGCUGUAACCCACUCAGAUCCUGGAAGUGCCUGUUUUGACAACUUUAAAAGGGUUUUCAAGGCUAUUAAUAUUUAUGAAAAAAAUCACAGAAAAUAAUGCACUAACGCAAUAGAUGCAAACAUAAUAU
Molecule: messenger RNA, 2011 nt
Organism: Bufo gargarizans (Asiatic toad)
Lineage: Eukaryota; Metazoa; Chordata; Amphibia; Anura; Bufonidae
Gene: IKBIP
Product: IKBKB interacting protein
Exons: 3
Coding region: 265-1335 (356 amino acids)
Source: RefSeq, a predicted model, not a curated record